UGUGUUGAACAGGGGGAGGAGAACUGGGGCAGGCGCAGCCGAGAGGGGCCAGCGUGUGUCUGCCUGGGCCCUGCCCCUUCCGCAGCCAGGAGCUUUUCCCUGGCCCGUUCAGCCCCUCUGUGAGCACGUGGGGCUGGCUGGGCUCCAGGCUCUGCCCCCGUCCCGCCCCUGCUCUGGGGCCUUCCCCCCCCCUCCCCCCGCCCCCGGAAAGUGCUGACUUAGCAGCGAAGGCCAGGCCUGGCCUGGCAGCAGCCAGUGCCCAGCACAGCCAUGGCAGCCAGACGCGGGCUGGGCAGCUGCAGCCUGCAGGGCCGGAGGCUGGCUGACGCCGGGGCCAGGGGCCGGCUGCAGCGGGAGUACGACGCCGUGGUGAUAGGGGGAGGGCACAAUGGGCUGGUUGCAGCUGCCUACCUGCAGAAGUCGGGCGUGCGGACAGCCGUGCUGGAGAGGCGUCACCUGCUGGGAGGUUCCGCGGUCACAGAGGAGAUUGUCCCAGGCUUUAAGUUCUCCAGAGCGUCCUACCUGCUCAGCCUGCUGCGGCCGCAGAUCUCCACAGAGCUGGAGCUGCAGAGGCACGGUCUGAGGGUGUACGCCCGCGACCCCUACUCCUUCACCCCCAUGCUGGAGGCUGGACAAGCCCAGCGCUCGCUCCUGCUGGGCCACGACAUGGCGGAGACCCAGCGGCAGAUCGCUCAGUUCUCCUCCAAGGAUGCACAGGCCUAUCCAAAGUACGAGGCGUUCCUGAGCCGCUUGGUGUCGGCCCUUGACCCACUGCUGGACGCCGCACCGCUGGACGCUGCUGCCUGGAGCCAGGGCCCCCUGCUCCAGCGGCUCCGCGCCCUGCGAGGCCUGCAGCCCCUGCUGCGGGCGGGCCUGGUGCUGGGGAAGCAGCUGCCCCAGUCUUACCAAGUGCUCACAGCCCCCGUCACCAGGAUCUUGGAUCUCUGGUUCGAGUCGGAGCCCUUGAAAGCGACCCUGGCUACGGAUGCAGUGAUCGGCGCCAUGGCCAGUCCCCACACGCCCGGCAGCGGGUAUGUGCUGCUGCACCAUGUGAUGGGCGAGCUGGAGGGGCGGAAGGGGGCCUGGGGCUACGUGGCAGGCGGCAUGGGAGGGGUGUCCCAGGCCAUCGCCAGCGCAGCCGCUGCCCACGGGGCCGACCUCUUCACCGAGAAGCCGGUCGCCCGCGUGCUGCUGGGCCCCCGCGGGGACGCGCAGGGUGUCGUCCUGCAGGACGGGACCGAGGUGAAGAGCAAACUGGUUCUGUCCAACGCGUCUGCUCAGCUCACAUUCCUGCAGCUCGUUCCCCCGGAGCAGCUGCCGGAGGAGUUCCUCCAGCACGUGGCCCAGCUCGACACGCGCUCCCCCGUCACCAAGAUCAACGUGGCUGUGGAUCGGCUGCCCAGCUUCCUGGCUGCACCCAAUGCCGGUGAUGGCCGCCCGCUGCCCCAUCACCAGUGCUCCAUCCACCUGAACUGCGAGAACACGUGCAUCCUCCACCGCGCCUUCCAGGAGGCCAGCAGUGGGGAGCCUUCCUCCAGGCCCAUGAUUGAGCUGUGCAUCCCCUCGGCUCUGGACCCCACGCUGGCUCCCCUGGGCUGCCACGUGGUCUCUCUCUUCACGCAGUACACCCCCUACGCGCUGGCUGGCGGGCGGCCGUGGGACGAGCAGGAGCAGAAUGCUUACGCCGACCGGGUGUUCGACUGGGUCGAGGCCUACGCGCCAGGCUUCAAGGCGUCCGUCGUCGGCAGAGACAUCCUGACGCCACCAGCUUUGCAGAAGAUCUUUGGGCUGCCCGGAGGGAAUAUAUUCCAUGGCGCCAUGUCUCUGGACCAGCUGUAUUUUGCCCGCCCAGUGCCCUCGUACUCUGGCUACAGGUCCCCGGUCCCAGGCCUCUACCUCUGCGGCAGUGGCGCCCACCCCGGUGGGGGAGUGAUGGGCGCUGCGGGACGCAAUGCAGCCAGCGUGGCCCUGGAGGACUUCAAGCGAGGCACCCGCCUAGCCCAGGGAAAGGGAUGGUGGCUGUCGUGACCUGGCCACGCGUGUGCCUCUCACCGUCCCCCCCACCGCUCACUUCCCAAACACCCCACAGCAUGGUGCUGUGAGAGCACGCCCUCCCCCCCCGCACUCUGAGUGGUUACCCCGUCCCUCUUACCCGGCUUAGGCAUAGUAACGGGGGUGUGGGGGGCUGGCAGAGCCCUGUCUGAUCCUGUCCCGUCCUCCCCACCCCGCUACCUGCCCCAAGCAUGGCCACUCCCCGUCCCUGGAGCCCCGAGGACCAAGCCCCGUCCCAGAGCUGCCCGCAGAGGCAGGUCUAGCUCUGCCUGGAGAGGGACACUGGCCAACCCGUUCUAGUGUAGACAAGGCCCAGGGCAGACUCAGCCCUCGCCUGCUCUCCUAGAACCCCAGGCACAGGCCGGCCAGGGUCACGCAGCCUUGCCCUGAGCUAAGCUGAAGACUGGACCAUGUUCCACAACCCCUCAGUCAGCGGCAGAAUAAAAAUCUC
Messenger RNA from Mauremys reevesii (Reeves's turtle), 2503 nucleotides. It is a transcript of the gene PYROXD2, whose product is annotated as pyridine nucleotide-disulphide oxidoreductase domain 2. The transcript is spliced from 16 exons. The record is from RefSeq and is a predicted model, not a curated record. Gene Ontology annotation, molecular function: oxidoreductase activity. NCBI's taxonomy places the organism in Eukaryota, Metazoa, Chordata, Testudines, Geoemydidae. The coding region runs from base 271 to 2028 and encodes 585 amino acids.